Molecule: messenger RNA, 391 nt
Organism: Periconia digitata
Lineage: Eukaryota; Fungi; Ascomycota; Dothideomycetes; Pleosporales; Periconiaceae
Source: the annotation of a GenBank genome assembly
CCCGUUUGUCUGUUCAUGUCCGGCACCUGCAUCAAAAACCUACUGGGAUGUAAAUUGGACACCGCGCAUAUCCCCUGACUUUUUGGGACCCCGGUACGACCCUUAUCGCACGGCCAGGUCCGUGACAAUACCGAGAAGCUCCCAUUUUUCCUUCGGUGCGUAGCAUCGUAAGCGCUAUGCCACCCAUCGAAAGAUGCCACCAAGCUGGCUCCACCCCAUCGAUCCAGUUCGUGCGAGUCAUGAAGUGCUGGAGAAGAUUUUCCAGAAGGAUCAUCACAUGCUUUUAUCGUGUUCGAUGACACUAAUCACAUCAGAUUCGGUAUUGGGGUUCAAGUUCGCGUGCAGUGUUCGACCUAUACAUUUUUUGAUAUACACUCAUCCUCGUACCUAA